Messenger RNA from Anopheles coustani, 3159 nucleotides. Its product is annotated as SH3KBP1-binding protein 1. Gene Ontology annotation, biological process: protein homooligomerization. Bases 219 to 2735 code for a protein of 838 amino acids. Gene Ontology annotation, molecular function: protein binding. The transcript is spliced from 6 exons. The record is from RefSeq and is a predicted model, not a curated record. NCBI's taxonomy places the organism in Eukaryota, Metazoa, Arthropoda, Insecta, Diptera, Culicidae.
CGAGCAGUUUUUCAGACGCAGUAGUGAAUUUAUUGUUGAAAUGUCCAAAAGGUAGUGAUGUGGACAGGAUUAACAUUAACUUUGUGAUUGUGUGCCUAACGGGGGCAUGCACUUCCUGUGUGUGCAUAGUGUUCAACCAUACGAAUGAACUUUGAGUAAGCCUUUAUCGAAAAAAGGAACAUUCGUCAACCCCGUCCCGUAAAAUCGAUCGUGCGAAAAUGGCGUACUCCAAUAACGUUGGAGACAUCGUACACCUGAAUGUCGGGGGGACGAGGUUUUCCACCUCACGCCAAACGUUAACCUGGGUACCGGACACAUUCUUUACCUCACUACUGAAUGGUCGCAUAUCAAGUUUGCGGGAUGAGACGGAUGCCAUUUUUAUCGAUCGUGAUCCGAAGCUUUUCAGUUUAAUACUGAACUACCUGCGAACCAAGGAAAUCGAUAUCAAAUCGGUGGACAUCCGGGUGUUGCGCCAUGAGGCCGAGUUUUACAAUAUUGCUCCACUGAUCAAACGGCUGAUGCUGUGCGAGGAGAUGGAUCAGUCGAGUUGUGGGGAUGUUUUAUUUUACGGAUACCUUCCAGCGCCUAAUAUCCCAAUCCAAGAGAUUCCAAUCGGUUCCUCGUCAACCAGUUCCAUCAGUGGUGGAACAACAACGACAAGCACGAAUACUUCGUCCAGCUCGUCGACACAAGCAAAACCGGAACCGAUGCCGGGACCAUCGAACAUGCAGCUACCCCAAUCGGUUGCCCCAUUACAACAGCAAACAGCUCAACAGGCGCCCAUCUCAAACGUACAAGCUCCACUAUACCAUCCGGUUCCGGGUACCAGUGCAUCCAUCCCACCAGUGGUUGGUCCAAGCCAUGGUAAUGGAUCCACAAAUCCACGUCCCGGAUCGAUGGUGCGAGUUCCGGAAUUUUCGCAAGGAUCAUCCGGUUCUUCGGCGAGUGGCAGUGGCGGUGGUGGUGGUGCGGCUGGCGGUAGCUCAUCACGUCAUGCGGGACACUCGCGUAACUCCUCCUGGGAUCUACGUGUUUCGUACAAUGGAAACGGUAACCGCAACUCCCAGUGGAUGCCGGGACAUUCGCGUACCGCAUCGCUCGACAUGAUGCGCCACUCGCGCAACUCCUCCGUCGAUCUGAACAAGUACAUCCGUAACGAGGUAGGGCUAGUGUUCGGUGCCGGAACGACCGGAACCGGCUGGGCCGAUCCAAUGCGCGUGCAAAUCAUCAAAGCACACCACAACUGGAUCUCGGUCGCGUACGCCCACUUCGUCACGUGCUACCGGUUGAAGGACUACUCCGGCUGGCAGCAGAUUUUUAUCUCGCCGUACAUCGAAGCCACGAUCGAGCGGAUAGCGAUUAACGCCAAGAUGAAUCUGGCCACUUCCGCCGGCGAGCAGUCGCACAGCAAAAUGGUCGCAAUCUCAUACGGCAGCCAGAUACGGCUGUGGGGAAUCUCGGAGGAUGGCAGCAAAACGGAAGUGGGAACGUUCAACUUGCACGUGCGCGUGGAGUAUCUGUUCUUCAUCGGCAGCCAGCUGGUUGCCCUUUCAUCGUCGGGCAAGAUUGGCGUCUGGCAUGCGAUGACCCAGCACUGGCAGAUACAGGAUCUCGUACCGAUCUUGUCUUUCGAUACGGCUGGUUCGUUCCUACUGCUAGGCUGUAACAACGGUUCGAUCUACUACAUUGAUAUGCAAAAGUUUCCGCUAAGAAUGAAGGACAACGAUCUCCUCGUAACAGAACUGUAUAAGGAUCCAUCGAACGAUCACAUUACAGCCAUAUCGGUGUAUUUAACACCGAAAACAACGAGUCUGUCCGGCAAUUGGAUCGAGAUUGCGUACGGAACCAGAGCUGGUUCGGUGAGGGUCAUUGUGCAGCACCCGGAAACGGUCGGGCACGGUCCGCAGCUGUUUCAAACGUUCACCGUCCACCAGAGCCCGGUCACGAAGGUGACCCUUUCGGAGAAGUUCCUUAUAUCGGUGUGCAGCGAGUACAACCAUGUGCGUACGUGGCAGGUGCCUCGGUUCCGCGGUAUGAUCUCUACGCAGCCAGGUUCGACACCGGAGGCAUCGUUUAAGAUUGUCUCACUGGAAGCUGUCGACUCGACGUACAGCUACUCGGCCGGAAAUGAUUUUGGUCCGUUCGGGGAGCAGGACGACGAGCAGAUCUUCGUGCAGAAGGUUGUCCCCGAUACGGACCAGCUGUACGUGCGACUUGCUUCAAACGGAGAGCGCGUGUGCCUCAUUCGGUCGGUUGAUGGUACCACGAUCACGUCGUUCUGUGUGCACGAGUGCGAAGGUUCGUCCCGGAUGGGAUCUCGGCCGCGCCGUUUCAUUCUCUCCGGCCACAGCAAUGGUGCGAUCCAGAUGUGGGACCUCACGACCGCACUGGAAAUCUCAAAGAAGAAAGACCAACCGAAACGCAGUGUCGGGGGACCAACGGCCGACGAGCUGAUCCGUGAGCUCGAUCAGUGUGACCUGAGUAACAGUCACUGCUCGACGCCGUGCAUGUCACCGUGCCCUUCGGCCCUGUCAAGCAUGGACGCCACUGCGGUCGGACGGUUGAAACCUUUUAAUGUGGCGUUUCUGAAUCAAUCGGCGCAGAACGCCGCUGGGCCCGCUGGUUCCGGCCAUGGUGUGCCACCGGUGGCAGCAGCAGCUGGAGUAGCGGGAGCAGGCAUGAUGCCCAUGCCGCCACCACCACUGGCCGCCGUACACCCCGAACAACCGAACUGAUCUCUACUCCGACGACAGAGGGGUAUUUGAAGGUGGUUUCACUGUUGCCAGCUGGAGCUGGACCUUUGAAUCAUCAAUUCGUACAUUAGCCAGCUGUUUAGUGAAAAGCUCAUGAUCUUGCAUCCGUUUUCUCGAAACUGUUUUUCCUUUCAUCCACUGAACAGUGUUUUUGUGUUUGUUCUAUCUGUUUAUCUAUCGUUACGUCGCAGAAAGGACGCUCGCUUCCUUUCUUCAAGGAUGAAAUCACAAUCGUGCAUUACACUUUUUUUUGUUAAACGUAGGUUGUUUUAUUAAACGGAAACAAAAGCAACACAUUUUAAAAGCAAUCUAGAAUCCUUAUGUGUCCUUACACACUUGAAUGCGUAUGAUGAAAAUGAACGAAUAUAUUUUUGUAAAAUAAAUUUUAUUCCAAAUAUAACAACAA